AUGUCUAAUCACGGAAACACUACAGGAGUCAAUGAAGGACCCUCAUCCUUCGAGUCAGCCAGCACUGGAAGUUCUGUUGCCCACUCAACAUCUGAGACCCAUUCAAAGAACAACGCCAGCUCUUAUGAGACAUUCGCCGAUCUCCCUGUUCAUCGUCAAAUUGAUCUCGCUGACCGUUCUGGAUUUACCGUUAGACAAUUAACCAUUGCCAACAUACCAUCCUCCCCCAUCCCAAAAAUGAGCUCCUUUGACGCUUCUCAAGCGCCAAAUUUCAAACAAUUCCUCUACAAAAGUGAAUUGGAUUUUUGGAUAUACGGUCUUAUUGGGCAAAUUAACAGCUGCGGCCGGAGUUUUUGGAACAACUAUAUCUAUAAGCCAAUUGUUGGCCAUACUGCCCUUCAGCUUGGUUAUGGUAUCAGGUUUGAGAGGGCCCUUGAUGAACUACUCAAGGCUUACAUUUUAAAAACCACGCCUGCAGCUAACCUGGCUGCAGCUGAACAGGCCCGGUGGGACACGUCGCCCGAGUUUCUAAAAACUCCACCUAUGGAUUCGGCGUCUGUGCGGGAAGAAGCCAUGGGGGUCCUAUUUGAACCAGGAAAAAGAAUGGCCCGUAUAGAUCCCGAAAUCCUAGAGCCCGCCGACCUGGGGCGAGUGCUCUCAUUUUACCAACGUCUUAAUCAUAUUGGUUUGCGCAUAUCCCCAAGCCCUGAGCUUAACAUUGUAUUUGCGAUGACGCAAGCUAUCUCAGUAGGAGUUCCAGGUCCUAGUUAUUUCUCCGGGCUCACCAGCAGUGAAAUUGAAACCAAAAUACAAGCUACUGUUACUGAAGCUUCCAAGUGGGCCUCUGUAGUGGAGCAAUAUUUCUUUAACAACCCGGAUGGCACCUUUCACCGUGACCUUAUCUUAGCAGUACUGAAUAACAACAAGGUUUCAGCAGCUGCUCGCGAAGAUCCUCAGAGUCAUCUCUGGGGGAUUACCAAGUUUGUCGACAUUUUCAAGUCAAGAUCUGGAGGAUGGAGCCCCUGUGAUUCAGUUGAAAUCCCAGCGCUAGUUGAAGCAACUUCUGCAGCCUUCGUAAAAGGUCGAAGAAUUAUUGACGGUUCAACAAAAGUGGUGCCAAAGCAGGAACCCAAGCAAGAACCCAAGCAGGAAUCCAAGCAGGAAACCUCGAAGAAAGCUGGCCACUCUGAUACCAAGCAAGGAAAAGGGGAAGCAGUGGUCCAAGGGGUCCGAGUUGCUGCCUUGAAAGCUACCGAAUAUCUUGAGGUGGCUCGCGACGAUGUUGAAACUCUUUGCUCGGUUGCUCGGGCUAUCCAAGACGUAUUUGAUAAUGACGGCGGAAGCAGUGAUUAUUCGCCAGUUGCUUUUCUUCCACCUGCCAACCAAAUCGCCUCUGUGGGUGAAACAAAUCUUCCAAAUGUUCUUGAUUCUGGAAAUGCUACUGGUCAUCUUAUCUCAGACAACAGUUACUUUGUGUCGUAUGAGAAAUACAGCAGCCCCAAAACCAUCAGCUCCUAUGGUGGUUCCGACAUCGUGUUAGAAGGGGAAGGUAAAAUUGCUGUUGUAUUAAAAGGUGACGGUGGCACCAAUAUUUGCCAUAUUGCUGACGCACUUUAUUUUCCUGCUGGGUCUAGCAAUUUGUUUUCUGAUUCUGUCUGGCGCACGCACGAUGUUUCUUUUCAUACGGUCCCAAGUGGGGACUGUCUGGCCUAUUUUGGUGAGGAAAAGGUUGGUAGGGUUGGUGGUGCCAGAGAUGCCAAGUCUCACAUUUGUGCCAACAUUGUUCCGGUAAAGUUUACUAGGAAUAUCAUUUGCAGACAAGGACCAGAAGCUAUGAGGAAGGUUGAUAAAUCAGCUCUCGCUGUUGGAAAGGGACUUCCUGUCCUCUCACCGUCUCUCAAAUUUAUUGCAAAGGAGGCCGUGUUGAAUUCGCAGGCACUUGACUGUCAUGUUCGGUUUGCUCAUUGCUCUUUGACUUCGGUGAAGCAUUUAGCCAAGCUUGCUGAUCCUCCCUUUGAGGUGACCAAGCGUGACGAAGAGUUGAUCAAGGACUGUGUCAUAUGUGGCACGUCAAGAAGCAUUAAGCGGUUCACUUCUCCGGAUAAGCAUAUAGCUUCUGAAUCCACGGCUCCGUUAGCCCAGAUUCAUGCUGAUCUCGUCGGUCCCAUAGGUCCUGCCUCUUCAGGGGCCAGGUACAUGCUGAAUAUCAUUGAUGCAUUUUCUGGUUACAUCUAUGCUUUUGCUCUGGAAUCUAAGGAUGAAGCUCCUGGGAAACUUAUCCAGUUCUUUAAGCAGUUUGUGCCCAAAGCUGCUCGCCGUGCUGCUGACGGCAAGGCCACCAAGCUUAUUACUGACAAUGGUGGUGAAUUUAUCUCUGGCACACUUGGAAAAUUUUUGGCAGAUUGGGGCGUCAUUCAUAUUUUAACUGCUCCUGAUGAACACCAACAAAAUGGAAAAAUUGAGCGUGCCCACCGCACACUUCGUGAGAUAUCUACUAGAGCCUUGAUGCAGUCGACACUCUGGGCCAAUAUCUACUGGGACUCUGCCUGGCUCUACGCUGUGCAGGUAUAUAAUUUCUCCAUAGUUAAUAAAGCCGGUAUAUCACCUUAUGAAGCCUUUACGGGCAGAAAACCACCUAUAGCACUAGUGCACACAUUUGGCUGCCUAGUUUUGUCAUUAAAUCUGAGUCUCAGAAACUCAAAGGGACCCCUUCAGCCUCGGGGCGAGCCUGCUCUGAACAAGCGCAUUCGACGCUGUGUACACGGCAACUUUCGUGACCAUGUCUUGCCUGGCGUUAAAUUUUUUGGCGAAAAGCCAAUUUACGAGGGUGACAUUCUCAUUGACUACAGUGAGGUUGGAAAUCGUGACCCUGACUACAGUGACUCUUCCACUGAUGAAUCAGAAAGUGAAGAUGAAUCUGACUCUGACGACUACUCUCCCACUUCACUCUCUGGUGGUGGUGGUGGUAACUUUGGCUGGACUUAUGUGGGCUCUGAGGGAAGGAGCCACAGAUCCAGCAGAUUGGAGGACCAGGAUUCUACUUCUACAUCAUCGACACCUAUAACUGAAAACUCUUUUCAACCGUUGGAAGAUGAUGAUGUGGAGCUGGUUGCAGAUGAAUCAAUUAGUGUUGCUGACGACAAAGAUACACUUCAGUCUGAGGACCAUAUAUUGCUCGAAGAUUCUGCUGUUGAUGAUGCUGAUUUGAGAUCGGUGAACUCCAACGUAGCUGGUCGCCCUGGUUCCGAAGAUACUAACGAAGAUUUUUCUCACGAAAAUUCAUUUUCUGAACAUAUGGUAAAGCUCCAGAAAGCCUUUGCUCCAGGAACUCAGUCGCCCUCAGAUGAGGAUGACAGUGUGGAUCUUGCGCUGUCUGGAACUGCUGAACUUAUCCGUGAGGCUUCAGCUGUUGAAACCGCGAGCCAAUCUGGUGGUGACAAUCAGGAUGCGGUUGACUCAGAAACCAAUGAUGAAGACAUGGAUGGGUCUGUGGAACAUAUACUGGGUUUCGACGAAUUGGAAGACUCAUCAGAUUCUGAAUCUUCGUCUAGCGACGUUGUCAUGGAUUUUGAGAUGGGGGAGGACUAG
Molecule: messenger RNA, 3588 nt
Organism: Magnusiomyces paraingens
Lineage: Eukaryota; Fungi; Ascomycota; Dipodascomycetes; Dipodascales; Dipodascaceae
Exons: 6
Coding region: 1-3588 (1195 amino acids)
Biological process (GO): DNA integration
Molecular function (GO): nucleic acid binding
Source: RefSeq, a predicted model, not a curated record